This is a messenger RNA of Notodromas monacha, 2303 nucleotides long. The record is from the annotation of a GenBank genome assembly. NCBI's taxonomy places the organism in Eukaryota, Metazoa, Arthropoda, Ostracoda, Podocopida, Cyprididae.
AUGAGUGACGAGGAGAACAAGGUUGUGGAAGACUGUGAGGAUCCGGAGCUCGAAGACUUGUUGCAAAGUACUCUCACUGACUUCGAGACAAAGACAGAGAACAAAGCUGGUGAUGCCGAAGCUUGGGACGAAGACAAAUUCAUUCAGGAAGCCACUCAGCACUUUCAGCAGUCCAUGCGGGCCAUGUUGGCCACUGGGGCAGGGGCCACGGAUGCUGCGACUGCGGAAGCCGAGUUUUCUAAAGUGUUCGAGAAUAUUUUCCAAGGUGGACCGAUUCCCGGUGCCGCCGCCGCCGCCGCGGGAGCCGAAGGCGGCGGCGCCGGGGAUGAUCCGAUGGCGGAAAUGAUGCGGCUGAUGGGUUCAAUGUCCGCCGGUGGAGACACAGCUUCGUCGGAUGGGGAUACUGCGAACCCGGCGUCUUUCAUGCCCAUCAUGUCUGGUCUUCUCAUGCAAGUCCUUUCCAAAGAUAUUUUGUAUCCGUCUUUCACGGGCAUCUUGCAACGAUUUCCGGCGUACAUGGAGGAGAAUCGGGGCAAGUUGAAGGCCGAGGAUGUCAAGAGAUUCGAGGAGCAGCAGAGACUGAUGCGACUGGUUUGCGACGAAUUCGACGGGGAAUCGAAUUUCGACAAGAUCUUUUCGCUGAUGCAGGAGAUGCAGGUGCACGGAUUCCCUCCGAAAGAAGUAGUCGACGGUGCUGAAGCGCCGCCGGAUUUGUCCGCCCUCGGCCUCGACCCCAAUUCCCCGCCGGGCGAUUGCGUCAGAUGCACGCUAGAGCUUAGUAUGAAGUGCGAUGUCCGCGUUCGGUGGAUAAAUGUCGUGAAAAAUUGCGAGAUACUUGGUCGUCGUUACUAUAGACGUGAAAUGGCAGGGACAAUCUUGAAGAAUUACUGCCGAUCGGUCGGGCGUUUGUUGAACACGGAGACGUUUUGUGCCAAUCACCGAUUGAAGAUCGGUCGAGCCGCGAGCACCUACAAGGCAGCCAUUUGCAAUGAAUAUGGGAAGCCGUUGGUGAUUCAGGAUGUGGUCAGAACCAAGCUUCUGGACAGUGACGUUCGAGUGAAGGUCCACGCGGCAGCAGUGAAUGUGAAGGAUGUGGCUUGCAUUGCCGGAAAAGGAUACAGAUACCAUUACACGGGAAAGGCGCCUUUCAUUCCGGGAUUCGAAGUGUGUGGAGAAGUGUUGGAGGUCGGUGGGAGUGUGAAGAAGUUCCGCAUCGGAGACCGAGUCAUCUGCUUGAACCAUUCGACCCUCGGGGGAUUCGCCCAGGAAUGCGUCGCUGAAGUUUCUGAUUGCUGGGGCAUCGACCAAAACGUGGCCUUCGACAAGGGAGCAGCCCUGUUGGAAUCCUACGCCACAGCCAUCCUGGCGUUUGGUCACCGCCACCGCCUCAAGGGCGACGGGAAGGAGGUGGUGCUGGUGACAGCUGCAGCCGGCGGCCUCGGCCUAGCCGCCGUCGACGUGGUGGCCAACGUGUUCAAGGCCAAGGUGAUUGCCGUUUGUGCGACGGAGGAGAAGAACGCCGAAGUGCGGGACAUUGGGGCCUGGGCCAGCCUCACGUUUGACCCUGAGCACGUGUUGGCGAAAGUGCGGGAAGUGACGGGCGGCAAGGGCGUCGAUAUCGUGUACGAGGCCGUCGGUGGGCCUGUUUUUGAGACGGCUCUCAAAUGGGGUAAACAUGAAGAAUCCAUCAAAGUUGUCAGCGUGAAGCACGAGGGAACUCUGAUCGUCGUGGCGUUCUCGUCGGGCAAGGUGCCGCGCCUCGGGGCGCACCAGCUGUUCGAAAAGGCGCCGGGGAUGACGGGCCUGUCCCUGCCGCACUACCGGGAAAGCAACCCGGCGCUGUUCAAGGCUCUGUGCGACGAAGCCCUAGAGCUUUUCACCGCCGGCCUGGUGUCGCCCAAGAUAUCCUACGAAAUGCCGCUGGAGAGCGUGAAUGACGCCUUUGCCGUGUUCACGGAUGCCCAGAAGACCGGCAAGGUCUUGGUCGUGCCGGAUUUGGAGUCGAAGAAGUAGUGGCUGUUUUUUUUUGUUUUGUGUUUUUGUUUUUGCUGCGGAAUUUGGUGUGUUGCUGGAUUUCAUAGCAAUGAAUGAAUGAAUGCGAUGGCGAGUGGACAUGUUUUUUUUUUGAGUCUCCGUCUGGCUUUUGUUGAUGACGGAUGCGAGCUUGGAAUGCAGUGGAGCUUUUCCGUUUUGUUGGCGUCAUGGUUUUUUGAGAGGUCCAGGAUAUUCUUGGAUUCUUUGAAUGACUGACGCGUCCGGAAGAAAUAACGUGGAUUGAAAUGAAGGAAACGAGGAAGACGUCA